Molecule: messenger RNA, 1422 nt
Organism: Bradysia coprophila
Lineage: Eukaryota; Metazoa; Arthropoda; Insecta; Diptera; Sciaridae
Product: cyclopropane-fatty-acyl-phospholipid synthase-like
Biological process (GO): lipid biosynthetic process
Source: RefSeq, a predicted model, not a curated record
AGUAGAUUGACAUCAGUAGCUAGUGAUUGUCGUCUUUCUAAUUUGCGGAUCUGACCGUUCAGCAUCCUGGCAACUAACCAUUUCCUCCGCCGAUCAACAUGGAAAUUUUAACGGACAUAUUGUACAGCAUCACUAUGCUAGCAAUUCGAAUCUGGCGAAAAUGCAUGUAUGCAAUUGCAUUCAUUGGAUUCAAACCGAUCAAGGCAUACUUUGAACGAAAAAUGAAUGAGGUGGGCAUUGGUACAGAUGGAACGGAACCACAUAACAUGGUUGUACAUAAUGAUUGGCUGUACCAUCGAAUGGUCUAUGAUGGGACGUUAGGAUUAGGCGAAGCAUACAUGGAUGGAUGGUGGGAUUGCAAGCGACUAGACGAAUUUUUUUACAAAGUCUUUCAGGCUGGUCUUUAUCAAGAGUUUCUAUAUCCGUGGGACAGAUUAAUUCAUUAUCUCAGCUUUGAUGCAUUCAAUUUACAGAGUGUGGCACGUAGCCAAGAAGUUGCUGAUAAGCACUAUGAUCUAGGUAAUGAUCUGUUCAAAUCCUUCCUGGACAAGAGCAUGAAUUACACAUGCGGCUACUGGAAGGAUGCCAAGAAUCUGGACGAAGCACAACAACACAAGAUGGAGCUUAUCGGUCGAAAGCUAAAACUGAAACCGGGAAUGAGAGUGCUAGACGUGGGUUGUGGUUGGGGAGCACUUUGCAAAUUUCUUGCUGAAACGUACAAAGUUGAAGUGGUGGGCGUCACAAUUUCGAAGGAAGGCGCUGAAGAGGCUCGCAUACGUUGCAAAGGACUCAAUGUGGACAUUCGCCUGCAGGACUAUCGUGAAGUUAAUGAAGGUUUCGACCGAGUCGUAGUCGUCGGCUGCAUUGAACACAUUGGGCCGAAAAACUAUCGAUCAUUCUUCGAACAGGUCAAUCGAUUACUCACACAGGACGGCAUUUUCCUCUUGCAUACUAUCGGCCAUGACAAUGACAGCACACCGCCAAUCGAACUGUUUCUGCACAAAUACAUUUUCCCCAAUGGAAUACUCCCCAACCACAAGAGCAUCCCGAAAGGUAUCGAUAACUUGUUUUGCAUUGAAGACUGGCACAAUAUUGGACCGCACUACGAUCAGACAUUGAUGGCGUGGAAUGAGAAUUUCGUAAAGAAUUGGCAUACCAUCAGUCAUUUGUACGAAAACGCGGAUUCGUUUUACCGCAUGUGGACUUACUAUUUACAGAUGUGUGCUGGCCUGUUUCGGGCGCGCAGAGCUCAAUUGUGGCAAAUUGUAAUGACGAAAGGAAUUCGUGGCGGUUACGUUUCAGUUCGAUGAAUUUUUGUUGCGACAGUGUCUUGAGUGGUUUAGACUUUCUAUUAUCGGAAAAUAUGAAUGCCCUGCUUGUAUCUAUCCAUACCCAAUGCACCCAGUAAAAUAAAUAUUUCAU